This is a messenger RNA of Tetrahymena thermophila SB210, 1644 nucleotides long. Its product is annotated as NLI interacting factor-like phosphatase. The record is from RefSeq and is a predicted model, not a curated record. Lineage: Eukaryota; Ciliophora; Oligohymenophorea; Hymenostomatida; Tetrahymenidae. Gene Ontology annotation, molecular function: phosphoprotein phosphatase activity. The transcript is spliced from 16 exons.
AUGACCCUGAUCCUGAACAUAGAUUUAACAAGCAUUUCUCGUAGAAAUAUAAUGACUCGCUUCCACUAAUAAAAUAAAUAUAAUACGAAAAAGAAUAAAUUCAUUGUGGAAUAAGAAUUAAGAAGUGGCAAAAAUUAAUCUGAUUCUAAUUUAGCUGGAUAAAGUUUAAAAAGAAAUCAAACAAAAGCUAGCAUCUCAAUGAAAACAAACCACUAUUUAAACACAAUAAAGGAUACUGAAGGCUCAUUUCAAACUUCUAGCAUAUAUGAAGGAUAAGACAUGAACUAUGAACCUUUUCUUAUAGAUUUGAUAAAACUCUCUGAACUUGAAGAGAAGCUUUUAUGGAUAGUUGAUUUUGCAUUUAAGGGAGAUGAAGUAGGUUAUCCUAGUUUUUAAAGUUAUUGGGAAAUCCUCUUUGAAUUAAAACUUGAAAAACUUCAUACAUUAUUCAGUAACCCAGAGUGGAAAGAAAAUAUAGAUUUUGCAUUACUCCUUAAUAUUUCGAGCAUUGCAUUUUUCUAAUGUAUUUCUUUAAAACUUCACGAAAAUCCUAUGCUUAUUUAAACUGUUCUCUUCUCGAAAGUAUUGAGUGAUAUGAGAAACAUCUUAGAGCAAAUUUAUUAAACUCUCCUAAUCCUUAUGAGCUAAAUUUUAGGCAAAGUUCCCUAAGAAAACAGAGGCAAUAUGUGGUAUCAAAGCAUAGAAAAAACUAUUAAGAUUAAAAAAAUAAGAAAUAUAAAAAAGGAUGAUUUGUUUGACAUUAAAAAAAAUAAUUAACUUGUUGAAUCUUAUUUAAAGUCAGUUUUAAGGGAAUUUUAGAAGCAAUUUUUACUAGAAAAUAGUGAAAUCGAAAGAAUAAAACCAAUUUUCUCAGUCAUUAGCUUUUGCUUGAGAGAAAGAAAUAAUAUACAAUUAACGAAGUUAAGAGAAAACAUCAUCAAUGGAACAUUUUUAUCAAUUAGAUAAUAAAAUUAGCACGAAGACUCUAUAAUGAAAACAAUUUAUCAUCCCCUAGAACCUGCUUAACCCUUUUCUCCCAUAGAUCUCAUUGGCUUACCUCCUGGAGAAGAGCCCGUUUUAGAUAUUCCUUUUUUGCCACCUAGAAAUUAAUAAGAUAUUAAAAACAAGCCUUACACCUUAGUUCUUGAUUUAGAUGAAACAUUAGGACAUUAUGAUUAAGAUAAAUAAUGCUUCUUAUAAAGACCAGGUUUAAAUGAGUUUUUAGAAUCUAUGUAUAAUUAUUAUGAGUUAGUCAUAUUUACAGCAGGAUUGAAAGAUUAUGCUGAUUCAAUAAUUCCGACAUUUGACUAAAAGGGAUUAAUUAGUUAUCGCUUGUAUAGAUAGCAUUGUAAUCUUUAAGGUCUAGUUCAUAUAAAAGACUUAAAUAAUCUGGGGAGAGAUUUGUCAAAAACUAUAAUACUGGAUAAUAAUUAAUAUAAUUUUCAAUAUCAAUAAGAAAAUGCUAUAUUUGUAACUACAUGGUACAGUGAUAUGUCAGACACUGAACUUUUUGAUUUAAAGAAGGUUCUUAUAAGAUUAGCAGAAAGCAAUCCCACUGAUGUAAGAUGGGCACUUCAAAAAUAUAGAGACCACAUUAUUAGAUAAAUUUCAAAUGGAGUUAAAAAUCCUUUCCAUGCACUUUGA